GAUGGGUUGUACUUUGCAAAAAAUUUUAUUGAAUCACUGUUAUUUACAAACAACAUAAAUAAUGCGUAUUUGCCUCAAAUAAGGUAAGAGCACAUUCAAAUUGCACAUGAAGUUUCCUUUGCUGUUAUGACUUUGUAUUCAACCUUAUUUUAUUUUUGAAACAAAUGCACAAGUUUACUAGGUGUUCAUUUUAUUCUUGUUAAGGUCAAAAACAUAUAUAAUGUGUUAAACAAUGGAUCAUUCGAUGAAUACAGACUGGAGAGUUAGGUGCGGCCAUUCAUUCCAUGGAUGCUUGCUUUGGUCUAACUUGCAAAAAGUUGGCAGGGAAUAGUUUUGCUGUCCCAAACCAUGGCUGCCUUAAGUUUCUUGAUCAGGAUGAAGUAGAUGAUUUUGUUGAUCAAUAUAGCAAGUCUAAUAACAAAGUAGGAGAGAGUUGUCAGAUAUUUAAGGCAGGAGAAGUUACAGAAGCACUUCACUCCAAAGGAAAAAAUCAACUUUUUGAUGAAAAAGGAGUGUUUGGUAGUUGUUGCAGUCGGCAUUCACACCUUGGACGAUUUUUCAGCACUAAAUAUGGGGAAAGAAUUUCGUAUUCGCUGUUCCUAAUCCAAAGCAUGCUGACCAAAGUCCUGGUGUUGAUUUAAAAAUAAUGUAUGAUAUUGGAUGUGUAUUAUCAUCACAUUUAAAGGUAUCUUAAUGUUGGCAUGUAUGAUGUGGGACACAAGGCUUCAUGCCAGGUCAAAUUCAGUCCUAGAAGGCUCGAUGGUUUUGGUCUUACAGAUGGUGAGGCUAUUGAAAGGCUCUGGGCUUACCUUCGUGGGUUCUCUGCAAUUACUAAGGAGAUGUCUGCCAGUAGAAGAGUAGAUCUUUUGACAGACGCGCUUCUUCACUUAUCUCGAAGAAAUUUUAGCAAUGCAGGAAAAUCGUUAACGUCGAAGCUUAAAAAAUGUCUACAACUUAAAAUUAAAACGCAACAAGAAAUGAAGGAUUUAUUUAGCGAACUACCUGUGACGUACGAUCCUGAAAUUGUUUGUCAGUGGGAGGCCAGAGAGAAGGAAAUUAUGUCAAGAGUCUACCCAGAACAUAAAGAAACCACGGAGAACUGGAAAGUGACGUACGUUCAAAAGCUACUGCAUUUUAAACAACUAAGUGCUACAUCAUUCGGAUGUUUUGAAGAAAACCAGAAGAUAACAUCUGAAGAUUACUCAAUUUAUCAGAUGUCGAAAAAACUAUACCAGUUUCGAAAGAUUUUAAAAGAUAUUGAACGAAAGCAUUCUAUAAAAGAAAGAUGGAAACCUGGUCAUCCUAAUUUUGAUACUAUCGGAGCUUUACAUAGACUUUCCAUAGAAAGGCAUUUCUUAAUAACAUUGAGAAAGAAGUAUGCAGAUGGUCAGAAAAUUGCCACUCGCUUGUCCAGGCAAAUCACCAAGAUCACGAACAAGAUGAAAUUAACAAUUCAGAAACACAAUGCUGCCAUUGAUUCUCUUCGUGAUUUUAUAAACAGUUUACCCGAUCGUCUGACAUUUGAAAAAGCGAAAGAUCCUACAUCAGACCUUUAUGAGGGAUUUGAGUCUGGUGAGGAUGACAUUCUAGGAGAAACCUCGGUCCCAGUAUACACAAAGAGGAAGACUAUUGAAAUGUACUUAAUCCUAAAACGAUGUGACGAGGAAGAGAAACUUUUAAACUUGGAAAUAGAAAGGCUUCUAUUGUAUUACACCAAUCUUAGCUCAAAAAUUUAUGAAGCACUUGCCUAUAUUGGUGAUUGGAGCAGCGAUGAAUUCAUGCUUGGUUCAAAGCAUGAAAUGAUAAGAUUUAAAACCAAAUUGCGGAAUGAGUUGUUCAGCUUGAAGAAAAGUUUUGAGCUUCCACUUGGAGAAACUUUUCUUCUCCAUGCUGAGAUUGUCAACUUAACCAAUGAUGUCAACAUUCCCAAUGAAUCUGAAAGCUCACCGUAUGAGGAAUCCGAUACUGAAGAUGAAAACAUCGGAGAGCUCUCAGAAGUGGACAGUGACAUUGAAUAGACGACAUAGCUACUAUUCGUAAACUAAUAGCUACUUUUUAUGUACUUAUUAUGUAAUUUAGUUGUUCACGUAUCUAGUAUAACUGAUAUCACGCAAA
Molecule: messenger RNA, 2115 nt
Organism: Xenia sp. Carnegie-2017
Lineage: Eukaryota; Metazoa; Cnidaria; Anthozoa; Malacalcyonacea; Xeniidae
Exons: 11
Coding region: 702-2018 (438 amino acids)
Source: RefSeq, a predicted model, not a curated record